UAACUGUGCCAUCCUCAAGCCUUCAGAGGUCAGCGCCGCCACAGAUGCUCUUGUCGCAGAGCUCAUCCCAAAAUAUAUGUCUCAGGACUGUUAUGCAGUAGUCCGCGGGGCAGCAGAGGAGACCAAGGCUCUACUGAAGAAUCGAUUUGACCACAUCUUCUACACAGGUUCUCAUGCCGUGGCUCGCCACAUCCUGCAUGCGGCCGCGGACCACCUGACCCCUGUGACCUUGGAGCUGGGUGGGAAGUGUCCGUGCCUGAUAUAUGGUAAGGUGAACAUCACCUACGCCGCGCGCCGACUCGCCUGGUCAAAGUUCUUUAACACGGGCCAGAGCUGUGUGGCUCCAGACUUCUUGGUGUGCUCGAAGGCCACCAGGGACGCCCUGCUGCCCGCACUGAGACAAACUCUGGAAGAUUUCUACAGCAAGGAGCCCGAGAGCUCCGCCGACCUGCCACGCAUCGUGUCCCCAAGACACUGGACCCGACUCAUGGAGCUGCUCAAGAGGUCCAAGGGAAAGAUGGUUAUGGGAGGAGAGAGCAACGAGGAGAACAAGUACAUCGCUCCCACAGUGCUGGUGGACGUGGCUGAAGAUGACGCUCUGAUGGAGGAGGAGAUCUUCGGCCCCUUCCUGCCCAUCCUCACCGCAGAGACUCUGGAGGAAGCCAUCGCCUUAAUCAACCGCCAAGAGAAGCCACUGGCCCUCUACGUGUUCUCUGAAGAUUCCUCUGUGGUGAACACGGUGCUGGAGAAGAGCAGCAGCGGAGGAUUCUGCUCCAAUGACGGGAUCAUCCACAUGGCGCUGCCAACGCUGCCUUUCGGGGGUGUAGGGGCCAGCGGUUUCGGCAGUUACCACGGCCGCUGGGGCUUUGAGACCCUCAGCCACCAGAGGGCCGUCAUGCUGCGGGGUUGGACCUUGGAGAGACUCAACGGCCUGCGCUACCCCCCCUACACAGAGGACAAGCUGAGCUGGCUGCGCUGGACCACCUCUGCCAAACCCAGCUGCUCACUCAUGUGAUGUGAGGCCUUGUUAAGGCAUCUACUUUAACUCUAUACACGUUCAAAAGCAGUUGACUUGAAGACGAGGGAACCCGAUGUGAUGGAGCUCCUGUAUUUCCCCAAUGUGUUUCUGUCUCAUGCAGAGCAGUACCGCUGGUCAGUUAACGUCACUGUUAUAUUUUCUGAAGGAUUCAAAAGUUAUAUAUUUGUUCCUUUUUGACAACUGUUUGCCUCUUAUUUUGUUCUGUAUGUUCUAGUGUGUGUGUGUGUGUGUGUGUGUGUGUGUGUGUGUGUAGAAUGUUUGGGAUCUACUGUGAUUAAUCAUGUGUUGGUUGUUUCUGUGUAUUACUGGGUGUUUCGUCCCUUUCUCUUAACAUGACACGUCUUCAUGCCACUAUUAUAUUGUGUAUUUCUAUUGAGUUUGAUACAUCCAUUUAUUAUUAUCUAUACAUUAAUUUUGUAGUUCGUUUGAAGUCAUUGAUACUGUACAGCUUUAUUUUAUUUGUGAAACCUUUUAAAAUGGCUGAUCUGUUUAAUACACUGAUAUUUUGACCUGGAUAAAUAGAGAAUGGGA
Messenger RNA from Notothenia coriiceps (black rockcod), 1570 nucleotides. It is a transcript of the gene aldh3b1, whose product is annotated as aldehyde dehydrogenase 3 family, member B1. Gene Ontology annotation, biological process: aldehyde metabolic process. The coding region runs from base 77 to 1015 and encodes 312 amino acids. Lineage: Eukaryota; Metazoa; Chordata; Actinopteri; Perciformes; Nototheniidae. Gene Ontology annotation, molecular function: 3-chloroallyl aldehyde dehydrogenase activity; aldehyde dehydrogenase (NAD+) activity. The record is from RefSeq and is a predicted model, not a curated record. The transcript is spliced from 7 exons. Gene Ontology annotation, cellular component: cytoplasm.